Odontomachus brunneus is the source of this 2571-nucleotide messenger RNA. It is a transcript of the gene nudC, whose product is annotated as nuclear migration protein nudC. The transcript is spliced from 7 exons. Lineage: Eukaryota; Metazoa; Arthropoda; Insecta; Hymenoptera; Formicidae. Bases 126 to 1157 code for a protein of 343 amino acids. The record is from RefSeq and is a predicted model, not a curated record. Gene Ontology annotation, biological process: protein folding. Gene Ontology annotation, cellular component: cytoplasm.
AUGGCGUUAGUGUAUCAAGCGCACAAGGCUCGCGGUCUUUAUUAGCGUUUGCUAUUGUUUCAUUAGUGACAGUGCGGUUCUUCCGCAAAAUAAAUCGUGAUAUUUAACGCGAAUAUUGGAAGACAAUGACGAAAAAAGAAGACCAAUUCGAUGGAAUGUUGUUGGCGAUGGCUCAGCAACACGAAGGUGGUGUGCAAGACUUACUGGACACUAUCUUCAGCUUCCUGGCGAGGAAAACGGACUUUUAUACCGGCGGUGGCGAAGGAGCAGCUGAAAAGCUUCUCAACAAAAUAUUCAAGAAAUAUGAAGCCUCUGCAAUAGCUAAAGCUGCCUCUGACAAAGCUGAAAGAGCUGAGCAAGAGAAGCGGCGUAAGGAGAGGCUUGAGAAGAAAAAGAAGGAAGAUAAGGUCGAAGAAGUAAAGCUAGACGAUGACUCCAAAAUAGUUGAGUUAACAGAUGAACAAGCUGUUAAACUGCAAGAAGAAAUAGACAGCAAGAAAUUAGCAAAGGAAGCUACCACUACUGGACUUAAUAAUGAUACAAGUAACCACAAUAGCGAAGAUAAGAUUGAUGACGAUAAGAAGGCAGAUGGCUCAGAUGUUGAGGAAGAGGAGGAUGAGAAAGAGAAGAACAAGCUGAAGCCUAACAGUGGUAAUGGUGCAGACAUGCCAAACUACAGAUGGACACAGACUCUUGGGGAAGUAGAGAUUAAGUUACCGUUAAAGGUGAACUUUUCGGUACGACCCAGGGAUGUGGUAGUGACAAUCGCGAAGAAGCACCUGAGCUGCGGCCUGAAGGGCCAGUCGCCGAUCCUCGACGGCGAUUUCCCGCACGAGGUCAAACUCGAGGAGUCAACUUGGGUAAUCGAGGACGGGAAAGUGUUGCUGAUUAAUCUGGAAAAGGUGAAUAAGAUGCAAUGGUGGGCGCACGUGAUAACGAGCGAGCCGGAAAUCAGCACAAAGAAAGUGAACCCCGAACCGAGCAAACUGUCCGACCUCGACAUCGAGACGAGAGGUCUCGUGGAGAAGAUGAUGUACGAUCAGAGGCAGAAAGAGCUCGGACUGCCGACGUCCGACGAGCAGAAGAAGCAGGGCGUUAUCAAAAAAUUUAUGGAGCAGCAUCCCGAGAUGGACUUCUCUAAGUGCAAAUUUAAUUAACUCAGCCCGAGCACGAGUCAUCGUUCAAGGCGUUCACCACACUUAAAAUUCCGGAUGCCGCACCGUUGGGUACCGUUGCGUUCGCGUCUCGCUCUUUCGUGAUCGUGUAACGUCGUGCGCGAUCUCCCGCGCUCGACGUUCCGUACACCCGAAGGAAGAGGUCAACGCGAUUGCAACAUACACAUUGCGCUUGAAGGUUGCAGGAGAUGGCAGCACCAUGUUAGACCGCAGCACCAGCUACAGAGUUCUGCUGUCGAUUGCGAGACUACGAUUAAGAAUUCUCCAAUUUAUUUUCCUAUUUACCGUGCGUUUUCCUUUUGCUUUUUUGUACUUUAUCUAACUGUUAUCUUUCCAGAGGAGAGUACGGUCGUGCAUCGCACGCGAGAGUAAAUAUUCAACUUGUGCACUGUAUUUUAUCUACCAAGUAAGUCGACUGUAUCGAUCUAUUGAUAAAGAGAGAUGUAUAUUAGAAGCACACCGUAUUGACUUGAUUUAGUGGAUAAAGGUUGUAUAAACAUUUCUCUUUACGAGGUUAUAUUAUCAAUAAUAUCAAUCGGCGUGUAACAAAUAUCUGCUGCAAAGAAAUAAGUGAUAAUCAAAUCAUGUAUACGUAUGACAAACACGAUUAGUUAAUUUCUUGCAAAAAUUGUGCUUUAUUCCCCUCGAUCUCUCUUACACAAAACGCUACAAACUUGUCUCCGAUGAGAAUGUAGUGUGUCGUGUAACAACGUAACAAAAUGUAAUGGCAGAUCGCAGCGCAAUUAGCCUUACGUUUAGUGCUUUCAAACAUUUAGGACUGUAUUGAUAGUCGUCACUUGAAAUUUGCUUUAUAUGAGAUAUUUAGAUUUUUCCUCUGAUUUAGAUCCAAGUUUUUUCAAUUAAAUUUUGUGAUAUAUAUAAAUAUUGUGAUAUAUAUUAUGUCUGUAAUUGCGAUUCAACUGAAAAACUCUCCUCUAAUACUGCAAUUCUAGACAAAAUCGUAAAACUCGUAACUUGUUUUCGUAAGAUUCGUAAGAACUCAUGAGUAGAUCUGCAAUUCUAUGCAGACUGUAUGUUAUAUGAUAACUCAUAAAUAUCUACGAUUUUUUUUUGUUUUGUAAGCUAUGACUUUACGAUUUCACGAUUUAUUCGUAUAUUUGCUUAAAAUUACAGCAUAAGUCUGAACUCAAAUCUGAGUAUCUCAUUUGAAAGGAGUUUCAAGUAACGAUUAUUGAUAUAGACUUUAAUCUUUUAAAUUUUUUGAGAGAACCUCUUAAACUUUUACUUUCAGUAUGACAGAUCGAUCUUCUAUUUUUAUCCACGAUUUAUUCUCGUCGAAUACCUAGUUAAGAUUCCGGUUCUGCGUUGAACCGGAAUUCCGUUAAACUUUGGAAGAUCAACAAAAAUAAAAAACCUCGAGAUGAUACCAUAUAAA